AAAUAAUGGUAUACAGCAAAUGGCGACAGCAAUUAUCUUGAAUUUUUAUAUAUAUAAAUUCAAAAAUAAAAAAUUACUACGUGCCCAAGAUCCUGUCUUACCAAUCUCUAUUCUUCUGUUAUUUAAUUAUUUAUUGUUAGGUCUAUUAUACUUCUUAAUUUACGCUUUAUAUAUCUCACUGUUUAUUAUGAUAUAAUUCAGCAUAGAUUUUAUUCGAUUAUUACACAUUCACAUUACAUUUUUACCAGUCUUAUUUCAGUAUUACGUUUAUUAUGUAUUUCGUCAUUCACUUUUAUCUUUAUUACUUAUUAAUUAUCGUUUAUAACGGAGAAAGAAUGACGUAUGCUUAGACAUACGUGAACGAGAUGGCUUGUCGAGAGUAUUUUCGAGGAACGGUAGGACAAUACGACAAACAGAAAAGACUCGCAUUAUCAACAUUAUCUGCGUGAUCUCGCAACGAGACUUACAGAAGUCACGUCACACGUUAUAACAUAGAAAUUAGUCACGAGUCAACGCCGCUCUCUCGCUCUGUCAUCGUCGACGAUGACAGCGGAAUUUAGAUUUCAGGCGACCGAACACGAAAGUGAGAAUACAUUUGAUACGCUGAAUUGACAAGCCCGAGGAUCCCGUGUUACGUGCGAGUCGUGGUCCGAUAACACCGUAACAGGAACCCCACUGUCUAUCUAUUAAGCGCGGACAGCGCGGCAUUAGGUACCGAGAAAUGGUAUCACACUUUGGAUCAAAUGACCGCCGCAUCGGUCCGUCGCGAUUUUAACUUGCGCUCCGUUAUCCGCGACAGGAAGAAAAAGAAAAAGAAAAAAAUCGCGUCGGCCGUCGGAAAUUCGUCAUUACUCGAUAUUCCGGAUACGCCACGGCGAAUACCACGAAUCAGUGAAUCGGCGCGAGUCAUUUGAUUGAAGCCGUCGCGCAUCAAUUUACGCGGGGAGUGGCGUACAAAUUGUAGUUUGAAACACACUGCCAAAUCAUCGUGUCUCACAAAUUCGUCGUUGAAUGAGAAGAAGGAAGGAAGCAUGGAUUGGUCAUCUCAAUUGUAAUUACGUGACUGAAAAUAAUCUCCAUUUUUUUGGAAAUAGUGGAAAUAAUACUUAAUACUUAACUUCUGUACUCUGGAAUUAAAAGAUUUCCAGUAUGAGAAAGGAAAAUACAGAGUGAUAUCGGGCAAAUAGCCUUUUGUAAGCUGAACAAACAACCAAAUGGAACCAUCUAUCUAUCAACACAGCGGAAUGUCAAGAGAUUUCUAAUCGCGAGAUAUCGCGGAGAAGAGCCGCGACAAGUGGUUAAUUAAAUGGCACUUUUCUCACGCAACGUUUUUCAUACGAUAUAUAAGCGACCUUUUUAAUGAAUCGCUUGAAUUCUCUUUAUAACAAUUAAGAGCAAUUUCAAUAUGAGUAUCUGCUACAUUUCGCGAACUCCGAGUGCGAAUGCACCGGGUGGGACGCGAGAGAAGGGCGGCGGAACAUGCGCAUGGAGAUACGGAACAUCAUGAGAGUCUGGUGAAUAACGUGGGGGCCUGCGGAGGCCAGAGAUACAAGACUCAUCGAGAAGGUAAACAAAGAAGAAAGCCGAGAACCUGCUGAACGGACAGUAAGCAAACGGGUGAGUCAUCGGCGAAGGUUCGACUCGGAGAAUAUGAGACACUUUACGUGCCUGUUGACGCUGGGAGCGUUCGCUGUGGCAGCCUUCGCCACGAUCAAGAAUGACGCGUCGUCGGUCGACAUGGUCAGAGAGGCCUUACUACGUCUGGAGAAGGACUUGAGAAGAGAUCUGGCCGAUCAACAAAGAUGGGCGAACGUCGAGGAGCGAGAAAAAUAUUUGCAUCUGAUCAAGGCGUACGAAAGAUUCGGCAAUCAGGUGGACGAACGAUUUCCCCUGGAUCGGGAGGAUCAUUUGGACUCCUUGGACUCCUUAUGGCUUUGGGCGAGAGCUCAGCACGAGAUCAAAGGCAUCAACGGCCUGUACGGGCUAUUCCGGCAGAUGCAACGUGAGAUCCUCGAGCUGAACGCGCCGAUCGAUAUUAAACAGCUGGCAAAUUUCGCUGAGACGAUCUUGCGGGAUCCGAACGCCUCGAUCCCAAGAGCGCUCGACCGUAUCGCGACUCUGAUCAUCAAUGAAAAAUUAUUCAUCGCGGCUUUUCAGGUACAGAUGGCUGUAACUCGAAAAGAUUGCAAUCGCGGAGAUAAUUCUUCCUCCCCGAGACCAUGGUCUUUUCGGGGAAUAAUAAUGAAAACGGGAUAAAUAGUUGUUUGCAGCAAGUAGAUAUU
Molecule: messenger RNA, 2282 nt
Organism: Pogonomyrmex barbatus (red harvester ant)
Lineage: Eukaryota; Metazoa; Arthropoda; Insecta; Hymenoptera; Formicidae
Gene: orion
Product: chemokine-like protein orion
Source: RefSeq, a predicted model, not a curated record